GCCCCGCGAGCGCCGAGACUUGUUGGCCGCGGAGACUGCGACCCUCUUCUCUCAGUCUGCCUUACUACCAUGCCGCUCUACGAGGGCCUGGGGAGCGGCGGGGAGAAGACGGCGGUCGUGAUCGACCUGGGAGAGGCCUUUACCAAGUGUGGAUUUGCUGGAGAAACUGGUCCAAGAUGUAUAAUUCCUAGUGUGAUAAAAAGAGCUGGGAUGCCUAAGCCUGUCAGAGUUGUUCAGUAUAAUAUCAAUACAGAAGAAUUAUAUUCCUACCUAAAGGAAUUCAUCCACAUACUAUAUUUCAGGCAUCUAUUGGUGAAUCCCAGAGACCGCCGAGUUGUGAUUAUCGAAUCGGUAUUAUGUCCUUCUCACUUCAGAGAGACACUCACUCGUGUUCUUUUCAAAUAUUUUGAGGUUCCAUCUGUCUUGCUUGCUCCAAGUCAUCUAAUGGCUCUUCUGACGCUUGGAAUUAAUUCUGCCAUGGUCCUAGAUUGUGGAUAUAGGGAAAGCCUGGUGUUACCCAUAUAUGAAGGAAUCCCAGUUCUAAAUUGUUGGGGAGCACUACCCCUAGGAGGAAAAGCUCUUCACAAAGAGUUGGAAACUCAACUAUUGGAACAAUGUACUGUUGACACAAGUGUUGCUAAAGAACAGAGCCUUCCCUCAGUGAUGGGUUCAGUUCCGGAAGGUGUCUUAGAGGACAUUAAAGGUCUCCUUUUCUUCCUUAAAGCGCGUACUUGCUUUGUAAGUGAUCUGAAGCGAGGACUAAAAAUCCAAGCAGCAAAAUUUAAUAUUGAUGGGAAUAAUGAGCGUCCCUCCCCACCCCCAAAUGUUGACUAUCCAUUAGAUGGAGAGAAGAUUUUACAUAUCCUUGGAUCAAUCAGAGAUUCAGUUGUGGAAAUUCUUUUUGAACAAGAUAAUGAAGAGCAAUCAGUUGCCACUUUAAUAUUGGAUUCCCUUAUACAGUGUCCGAUAGACACCAGGAAGCAACUAGCAGAGAAUUUGGUAGUCAUAGGUGGCACUUCUAUGUUGCCAGGAUUUCUCCACAGAUUGCUUGCAGAAAUAAGGUAUUUGGUAGAAAAACCAAAAUAUAAAAAAGCACUUGGCACUAAGACAUUUCGAAUUCAUACUCCACCUGCAAAAGCUAAUUGUGUGGCCUGGUUGGGAGGGGCUAUUUUUGGAGCAUUACAAGAUAUACUUGGGAGCCGUUCUGUUUCAAAGGAAUAUUAUAAUCAGACGGGCCGUAUACCUGAUUGGUGUUCUCUCAAUAACCCACCUUUGGAAAUGAUGUUUGAUGUCGGGAAAACUCAACCACCUCUGAUGAAGAGAGCAUUUUCCACUGAGAAAUAGAAGUUUGAUUAAAAAUCAACCUUGCUUCAUAUCAAAUAUUUAACCAAUUAUAAGCAAAUUGUACAAAGUAUGUAGGAUGUUUUGUUAUAGAGGACUAUAGUGGAAGUGAAAGCAUUCUGUGUUUACUCUUUGCAUUAAUAUAUAAUUCUUUUGACUUUGUUUCUCUUGUGUAGUGGUAAAAUGGUAGCUGGUGCUUAUUGAGAUUUGCUGUAUUUAUAUCAAUAAAGUAUAGUAAAGCAGUUUGAUUUUGGAAGUUUGUUAUGUGGCUUUUUUUUUUUUUUUUUUUUUGAGACGGAGUCUCGCUCUGUCACUUAGGCUGGAGUGCAGUGGCACAAUCUCUACUCAUUGCAAGCUCCGCCUCCCGGGUUUACGCCAUUCUGUCUCAGCCUCCUGAGUAGCUGGGACUAUAGGCAUACGCCACCCCGCCCGGCUAAUUUUUUGUAUAUUUAGUAGAGACGGGGUUUCACCAUGUUAGCCAGGAUGGUCUCAAUUUCCUGACCUCGUGAUCCACCCUCCUCGGCCUCCCAAAGUGUUGGGAUUACAGGCGUGAACCACUGUACCAGCCUAUGUUGCUUGUCUUUCAAAAAGAACAGUAUUUCUCCACAGUUCACAUAACCUGUUCUGGGCUCAUUAAUUGUGUUUCCAGCAGUUACUCCAUUUAAAGCAUAAAUAGUGUUAACCAUUACCAGUUAUUUCAAAUACUAACAUGGGUCCAUUUAAAAAAAAUAUUUAUUUUGGUACUUGGGUGUCCAUAUUAUAAUAAUGUUGUUUUUCCAGAAAUAUAUUUGAUCUUUGGACUGAGAAUGUUUGGUAACAUAGUCAAGCAUUUGUUAAGCCAAGUGUGGAAAUGUUCACUUUUUAACUUUACAGUUUUUUUAAUGAGCAAUUCUACAUUUCUAAGAAAAAAGAUACUUCAUUUUUAUAUAAGGUUACAACUGCUUUAUAAAAAUGUAUUCACAAUGUCAUUAAUCUUUGCGUUUGUGCUUUAUAUCUUCUCAGGGCAGAGGUUCUUGAAAUAUGUACUCAAUCAUUUAACUUUUAUUUUAUUUUUUCAUUUGUUUUUAAUGAACUACCUCUUGUUGAAA
Messenger RNA from Homo sapiens (human), 2429 nucleotides. RefSeq names its product actin related protein 10 (gene ACTR10). Bases 70 to 1344 code for a protein of 424 amino acids. Gene Ontology annotation, cellular component: axon cytoplasm; cytoskeleton; dynactin complex. The transcript is spliced from 13 exons. Gene Ontology annotation, biological process: cytoskeleton organization. The record is from RefSeq and is a predicted model, not a curated record. Lineage: Eukaryota; Metazoa; Chordata; Mammalia; Primates; Hominidae.